AUGACGGAGCUCGCGCUCGUCCUCGACGGCGAGGCGCCGGUGCGGAAGAAGGAGGUGGAGCGAGGGAAUAAGGUGCUGGUGACCCCGCUGUACGGCGUGCGAGGCGAGCGAGCGAUGUGUUAUCACGUCUCUAUCGAUGGAUGUAACAUUUUGCUCGAUUGUGGGUGGACGGAUGCGUUCGACGUGGAGAUGUUGAAGCCGCUCGAGGCGAUCGCGAAGGACGUGGACGCGGUGUUGAUCUCGCACCCCGAUACCGCGCAUCUCGGGGCGCUACCGUACGCGUUCGGGAAACUUGGGAUGAAUUGUAAGGUGUACGCGACGUUACCGGUGCACAAGAUGGGACAGAUGUACAUGUACGAUCAUUUUUUGACCAGGCAGGAUCAGGAGGACUUUCAGGAGACGUUCUCGCUGGACGACGUCGACAAGGCGUUCGCGGCGUUCGUACCGGUGAAGUAUCAGCAGUUGUCGAUGCUCAGGGGAAAAGGGGAGGGGAUUUCCGUCAUGGCGUACGCGGCGGGUCACACCCUAGGCGGGGCGAUGUGGAAGAUUGGGAAGGAUGCCGAGGACAUCAUCUACGCGGUGGACUACAACGUUCGCAAGGAGAGACAUUUGAACGGCGCUACGUUUGAUUCCAUUCAUCGUCCCGCGCUUCUUAUCACCGAUGCGAGUAGUGUCGAGCGUGAGGUACCGAAAUCCACCGUUCCCAGGGACACGAAGCUGGUGGAUACAAUUUUGUCGAGCCUUCGCAUGAAUGGUAACGUGUUGAUCCCAAUCGAUCCCGCCGGACGUGUGCUCGAGUUGAUCUUGCUCCUCGAGGAGAAGUGGCAACAGCGUCAGCUUGGAUCGUAUCAAAUCGUAUUGUUGACGAAUGUGGCGUACAACACGCUUGAUUUCGCUAAAUCUCACUUAGAAUGGAUGGGUGAUCUCGUGACGAGCGCGUUCGAGCGUCGACGCGAGAAUCCGUUCAACACAAAAUUCAUUACGAUUUGCCAUACCAUGGACGAGUUGAAAGCUUUACCGCCUGGACCAAAGGUCGUGCUCGCAUCGUUCGGCAGCUUAGAAGCCGGACCCGCGCGGCACCUGUUCGCCGAAUGGGCCGGUGACAAGAGCAACUUGGUGGUGCUCACUGGACAACCCGAGGAGGGAUCGCUUAUGGAGGAAGUUGUGCGAGUCAGCUCGAAACCUGCGGCGAAGAAGAAUGUGAAAUUUACUCUUUCGCGCCGCGUACCUUUAGAAGGAGAAGAGCUGGCAACACAUGAGAGUACUCGCAAAGCCGACAAGUCAAAGAAAGAGGAGGAGAAGAAGCCCGAGCAUGUGUCUGUGGAAGAAGAGAUGGUAGAUAUCAAACCCGUGGAACCGGAUGAACCUGAACCGAUGGAUGUGCUUUUCGGUGUCACUACGGUUGGAUCCACGGCCGAGGCUGACUUGCGACGCCGGGAAACUUUGACAGAGGGUUUCACGCCAAUAAUGACGCAGCACGGCCCCAUGUUCGCCGAUGAAGUGUGGGAUCCCGUGAUGACGGAUUACGGUCAAGAGAUUGACAUCGAAUUGUUCAUGCGAACAUCGCAACAAGCGAGCGGACGAAUGGUGCCUGAGCUCGCGAAGGAACCUUCGACGAUGUUCGAGGAUCCAAGCGUGGAAAUGAUCGAAGAGCAACAGCUCGUCGAAGCUGCGCAAGAGGCGGAAGAGGAUGAAGAAAUCCCGACGAAACUUGUGUCAGAAGCAGUUGAAGUGAGCGUCAAGGCAACUAUUCUGACGAUCGACUUUGAAGGUAAAGCCGAUGGUCAGAGCGUCCGCACGCUCAUCGAACAAGCGGCGCCGAGACAAAUCGUGCUCGUUCAUGGUAACGCGAAAGAGACGAAACUGUUGAAAGACCAACUCGUUUUGACUCUGCCCGGUGUAGAUAUUUACACUCCGAAUGCGGGUAAGACAGUCGAGUGCACGUCUUCCAUGGCGACAUACAAGAUCCGUCUGUCAGACGCGCUUUUCCAAAAGGCGAAGAUGCGAGAUAUGUCUGGAUACAGGGUGGGUUGGGUCAACGGCAUCGUCGGUAAGGCUUUGGAAGAAGGGGGUGCCCCGAUGUUGCUUCCGAUGUCAACUCUGAGCACCAAGGCAGACGCAGGAGCACUCGUGACGACGACGUCAAACGAAAUGGCGAUUAUGAAGAGAGCCGCGGCUCAACCUGGUUCUGUGUUUUUGGGAGAUCUUCGACUCGUUGAUUUUCGUCAGGCUUUGGCGCAAGAGGGGAUCACCGCUGAGUUCUCCGGUGGUGUUUUGGUUUGCGCUGAUGGUCGUGUCACCAUCAGAAAAGACAGUGACGAAAAGCUUGUCAUCGAGGGCGCUUUGUCACAGGACUUCUUCGAAAUCCGACAGAUAUUGUACAGCCAGUAUCAAAUUCUCUAA
Ostreococcus tauri is the source of this 2403-nucleotide messenger RNA. RefSeq names its product Beta-lactamase-like. The transcript is spliced from 2 exons. Gene Ontology annotation, biological process: mRNA 3'-end processing by stem-loop binding and cleavage. Gene Ontology annotation, molecular function: RNA binding. Bases 1 to 2403 code for a protein of 800 amino acids. The record is from RefSeq and is a predicted model, not a curated record. Gene Ontology annotation, cellular component: mRNA cleavage and polyadenylation specificity factor complex. Lineage: Eukaryota; Viridiplantae; Chlorophyta; Mamiellophyceae; Mamiellales; Bathycoccaceae.